Molecule: messenger RNA, 721 nt
Organism: Phaeodactylum tricornutum CCAP 1055/1
Lineage: Eukaryota; Bacillariophyta; Bacillariophyceae; Surirellales; Neidiaceae
Exons: 2
Coding region: 71-544 (157 amino acids)
Biological process (GO): cytoplasmic translation
Cellular component (GO): cytosolic large ribosomal subunit
Molecular function (GO): mRNA binding; structural constituent of ribosome
Source: RefSeq, a predicted model, not a curated record
UACCCUUCAUCACCGGACAAGCUUGUUGUUGUGCUGCUGUUUUUGUAGGAACAACUUAAUUGGAAGCAAGAUGGUGAUCAACACCGAGCUUUGUGCUCUUUCUGAGUACCGUAUCUACCCCGGAAACGGAAAACUCAUGAUCCGUCGUGAUGGAAAGCCUAUCUGGCUCGGAAGCUCCAAGGCUUUCAGUUUGACAGUUCAACGCAAAAAGGCCGCUAAGCUCGUCUGGACUCAGGCUUGGCGACGCUUGCACAAGAAAGGCUUGUCGGAGACUACCACCAAGAAACGUAGUCGCCGUGCUGGAAAGGUACAACGAGCAGUCGUUGGUGCUUCUCUGGAAGACAUUAAAAAAAAGACAGCACAGAAAAGCGAGCUUCGUACCGCCGCUCGUGAAUCUGCUUUGAAGGAAUUAAAAGACCGUAAGGUAGCCAACAAGGCGAAGACGGGUUCCAAGGUUGCUAAGAAGGCUACCCAAAGCCAGACAUUUCAGAAGGUUCCCAAGCACAUGGGUGGAAAGGGAAAGCGCGGUGGAACUCAGCGUUAAAAUCAUAGGCAAUGUUUGGUACACAAUAAAUUUGACGUAGUUCAUUAUGUGCUGCAAUACUGAAUACUUGCCAGGAGUGACAGGAUUCUAGCUCCUGAGGAGCGCUUACAGUGGAAUUACACACAUGACUUGUACCGACAGCCAACUAACUAUAAUAAGAAGCAAUGCGGACUUGGU